CUCAGGACGGAAACACACAACCUGUAAAGUAAGAAUAACUUUUAAGCUCAUUUGUAAUUGUCACUGAAAUUGUUUUACACCAAAAUGAAUUAGUGUAUAUUUAACAUCUGAGUUUUUCGAUAUCUUUUAUCUUCAGAAAUGGGCCAGACUCUGUAUUUCAUUCUUCUUCUCAUUGCUCUCUGCUCCGUAUCUGAAUGUGUUCAGCGUCAGUAUCACUUUAUAAAUGAGAACAAGACCUGGACUGAAGCUCAGAGAUACUGCAGAGAGAAAUACACAGAUCUGGCCACCGCUGACAACAUGAACGACACGAACGAGCUGAAGAAGAGUGUGAAUGAUGGAAGUGUUCAGAAAAUCUGGAUUGGGCUGCAGAAGACGGGUCGUGAUGAAUGGAAGUGGUCUUCAGGUGAACCUGCGCUCUAUCUGAACUGGGGAGAUAAACAACCAGAAGGCAGAGAUUAUUGUGCUAUGAUGACAAAGGGAAAAUUUGAGGAUUUGCCAUGUAGUAAUACCAAACAUUUUAUCUGCAACAACACAGACACAGAACUUGUCUUAGUCAAUCAGGCGAUGAACUGGAGAGCCGCUCAGAGUUACUGCAGACAGAAUCACAUUGAUCUGGUCAGUGUGAGGAACCAGAACGAGAAUCAACAGGUUGAACGGUUCAUUACUGAUAAUCAUUCAUCUGAAUCAUGGAUCUGGAUCGGUCUGUUCAGAGUCAGAGACUCAUGGCAGUGGUCAGAUCAGAGUGACUCUUCAUUCAGAGACUGGGACACUGGUGAACCUGAUAAUAGUGGAGGUCAUGAAAACUGUGCAGCUCUUAAUGCUCAGAGAAAAUGGUUUGACGUCUCUUGCACCAAUCGAUAUCCUUUUGUGUGUUAUGAAGAUCCUGAACUGAUUGUGAUCCGAGAGAAUGUGACGUGGUCUGAAGCUCUGAGAUACUGCAGACAGCAUCAUGUGGAUCUGGUCUCGGUUCAUUCAGAAGAGAUGCAGCGUCGUGUGAUGAACGUGGUUAAACGUGCGUCGUCUGCGGAGGUGUGGUUGGGUUUACGUCACUCUCACAUUUUGGGCAUCUGGUACUGGGUGAGUGGAGAUACCGUGUGCUAUCAGAACUGGGCUCCAGGGAACGGCACAUCAGAGGAGGACUGUGAACACACAGUGAGAUCUGGAGCAGUUCAGUCUGGAGGAGAUCAGCGCUGGAUCAGCCUUCCUGAGACUCACAAACUCAACUUCAUUUGCAGCAGAUAUUCAGAGUGAGAGGAAACACAGAACUUUAUAUAAAAUAAGAAAAGCUUGUGUGUUUAUUACCUUUAACUACAUUUUCAUUCACCACUUUGUAAAGGAAUAAUUUGAAUAAUAUUUGUCUCAACAGGCAGUCGCAUCUAAGGGUUAAAAAUACAGAAACGUUCUGCUCACUCAGCGUGUGUGUGUGUGUGUGUCAUUUACUAACUUCAUUGAGUUUUGUGAUAGUCAAAGAACAUCAUAGACUCUCAAUUAGAUAUACAUGUAUACUAGUUUCUAUUCUAUCGUGAUAUAAAUAAUAUAACUGAAGUGUGUGAUAUUAGAUUUUUUUAGUGUUUUAAAGAUCUGUGUAUGUUACCGCAACUACUUCUCUCUCUUACACUGAGUUUCAUGUAUCAAGAUUAGAAAUGACUUGUUGAAUAUGAAUCAGUGAGCACCAACAUUGUAUGCUAAAUUAACUAAUGUUUAUUCUUUGAGCAGUGAAGGUUGGGUAUAAAAUCUCUAGAAGUAUUUUGCACAAAAUAUUAAAGAAUGUGUCAAAAACAUCAGCUCAAAUAAACUCCUGUACAACCAGCAAUCUAAUCUCCUUCUUUGACUGUUUCCCAACACCAGAAUUAUAAUAUCCAACUUGGUUUCAAUCAUAAUUCAUUAAUAUGUUUGAUUGGAAUGGUGACUCCA
Carassius auratus (goldfish) is the source of this 1914-nucleotide messenger RNA. RefSeq names its product macrophage mannose receptor 1-like. The record is from RefSeq and is a predicted model, not a curated record. The transcript is spliced from 4 exons. Lineage: Eukaryota; Metazoa; Chordata; Actinopteri; Cypriniformes; Cyprinidae. Bases 139 to 1251 code for a protein of 370 amino acids.